This is a messenger RNA of Cornus florida, 2158 nucleotides long. RefSeq names its product FHA domain-containing protein At4g14490-like. Gene Ontology annotation, molecular function: protein binding; mRNA binding. Lineage: Eukaryota; Viridiplantae; Streptophyta; Magnoliopsida; Cornales; Cornaceae. The transcript has a single exon. The record is from RefSeq and is a predicted model, not a curated record. Bases 344 to 1813 code for a protein of 489 amino acids.
UUAUCACUAAAAAAAGACAAUUCUAAAAAAUUUAGAACAGAACAUUAUUUUUAUAAUAUAAUUUUUAGGAAAUAAGUCCUAUAGAAUUUUUGUAUAAUUUUUUGAUUUUUAAUUAUUUGUCCAAGAAAAAAAAAAAAAAAAAAUUGUCCCAUUUGGAGACUCUAGUCCACACUAUGCAAAGAGACAUUUUUCUUUUUCUUUUUAUUUUUUUUGGGACAAAAGGCAUAUAAAAAAAAAAUAAAAAUAGAUAAAUAGCAUUUCAAACAUCAGAAGCCCUCCCUCCCCCAUUUUUGGUCUCUCUCUCGCUCGUCCUUCUCUAUACAUUGCCAAGUCUUCUGCAACAAUGGAAGAAGAGUCCACCUUGAAGCUAAUCCUGGAGAAAGGCCCUCGAGAGGGCGAAACCCUAGAAUUCAAACCCGGAUCUGUUAUUAGGAUCGGCAGAGUCGUCCGUGGCAACACAGUGGCCGUCAAAGACGCUGGAGUAUCCUCUAAACACCUCUCCAUCGAAUUCAUAUCGGGUAAAUGGGUUCUCACGGACCUCGACUCCUCAAACGGCACAGUUCUGAACGACUCUAAGCUCCUUCCGAUGAACCCCUCCGAUCUCAGCUCCGACGACACUAUCAAGUUCGGCGAGUACACUGUAAUCAAGGUCGAAAUCGAACUCGAAGGCCAGUGUCGGUUGCGGCGGAACCCUAGGAGGGGAGCCAAAGCUGGAGAGUUGAAUGCUGUGGUCGCUGUUGCAGAGAGUCGGCGCCGUAAAGGGGGUGCGAAGACGAAUUUGGCUUCUGUGAGUGAAAAUUGUGAGUUAGGGUUAGGGGUUUGUGGAGAACUGGGGAAUGGAGUGGAAGUGGUGGAAAAAAACCGGAAUCAGCCUGGUCGGCCUAGGAGAGCUAGGGUUCUGAAGAACGAGGAACUCGAAAAUGUUGAAGAAAUGAACAAUGUAGGGCAAAUUGAGCCAAAAAAUCAGAAUCAACCCGGUCGGCUGAAGAGAGCUAGGGUUUUGACGAACAAGGAACCUGAAAAAGUCGAAGAAGUGAACAAUGCAGGUCCCAUUGAGCCAAAGAAACAGAAUCGGCCUGGUCGACCAGGGAGAGCUAGGAUUUUGAAGAAUGGGGAACUUGAAAAAGUAGAAGAAGUGAACAAUGUGGGUCCCAUUGAGCCAAAACAGGGGAGACGAGUGAGCUCAAGGAGGACCCAGAGUUCAAUGAAGGAAGAAAACUUGCAUUCUGAUUCCAUGCUUGAAAAAAACUCUGUGAAUUUGGGUUUAGAUGGAAAUAAACGUAGAGAAUUGGAGAGUUCAGCUCCUGCUGAUGAUGUUAAAGGUAAACGGAUGCGAGGGGCUACAAGAAGGAAGAGGAAUUUAGAGGAUGAACCAUUGGAGAGUGUGGAAAAUGUGUUUUUGAAGGAAGUGGUUAUGGAGGGGUUAAAUUUGCAGCCAGAAGGCUGUAAAGAAGUGGAGACUACAGUUGGCGUUAAAGAGAAUUUAGCAAAUGUACUAUCAGAAGGGGUUCAAGUUGAUGUGCCAGAAGAAAAUGAGGGGGUGGAGAAAUUGAAUUUGAGACGAGAAGGUGAUGAAGAAGUGGCAAGUGUAUCUGGUGUCAAAGAGGAUGGUGUUGAGGCCAGGGAUGAACCAGAUUUGGAGAAGAUGACUCUGGGGGAGUGGUUUGAGUACUUAGAGGUUCAUUUGCCGAAGCAGAUACAUGAUAUGACUGAAGAAAUGAUUUCAAAUAUGAGACACAGAGCGGAGCAGUUUCACGAGUUUAUGUUGCAACAGAAGAAUGAGAAAGAUGAGGGUAAAUUACCUAUAGGCUAGAAAAGGACUGUGAGGAGCACUUUGUGUGAGUUAUCUGGUAUGUGUUCAUUAAAUUUGUUUUUCAGAUGUUUAUGUUGUAAAAUCCUUGUAUAAAAUAAUCCUACAGAGUUGAAACUGAUUUUAAUCAACAUUCAGUAUGUUUUCGUAAUCAUCAUCAUUGUUGCAUUGGUUCCGAUCGGAUGAGUUGGUCACUUGAAUUGUUUUCUCCCAUUUGUGAACACCAUAAUAUAAAAUUUGUGGUUUUCUCCAUGUUUGGGAUGGGUCCUAGUCAAUUGGUGACUGCUUUGAUUCCCUGUUGUUUUUGCAACAUUGUCAGUCUAUGUAAUUCUUAUUUUAAGGAUGGAA